Messenger RNA from Colletotrichum scovillei, 1327 nucleotides. Its product is annotated as methyltransferase. Gene Ontology annotation, molecular function: methyltransferase activity. Lineage: Eukaryota; Fungi; Ascomycota; Sordariomycetes; Glomerellales; Glomerellaceae. The transcript is spliced from 6 exons. The coding region runs from base 13 to 1116 and encodes 367 amino acids. The record is from RefSeq and is a predicted model, not a curated record.
GUCACCUUGUUCAUGUCGCAGACCACAGUCAUGUCUUUUCUCCCACCAGGUGUCGCCGAUGGUCGUCUUCAUGGUUUCGAAUUUACAUUUGAGGCAAUCCCCGACAAGUCAUCCCUGCACGACAGCCACAUUGAAGUCGAUCCCGAUCCUCAUGAGGGGGAGACUGAAUCGCUACCCGACGACGUCGAGUGUUUCCCCAGACAUUUCGGCAGGACGUAUCAUGCAUAUCGAGCAGGCUCCUAUGUCUUCCCCAACGACCCUGCAGAGCAGGAGCGUCUAGAUCUUCAAUCGCUUGCACUCACAGAAUUGUUCAGCGGCAGGUUACACUUCGCCCCGAUCGCCGUCGAAGGGAGUCCCAAGCGGAUCCUCGACGUCGGCACAGGUACGGGGGCCUGGGCCAUGGAUAUGGGAGAUGUGUACCCGGAAGCCAAGAUAGUCGGUAUCGACCUGUCACCGAUCCAAAGUAACGCCGUCCCACCAAACGUUCACUUUUACAUCGAAGAUGCCGCACAAUCGUGGCAAUGGGAAGAACCAUUCGACUACGUUCACACCCGCGUUCUGCUCGGGUCAUUUGGCGAUUUCAAAAACGAAGUCAUACGCCAGGCGUUCGACUCCCUGCGCCCGGGCGGCUGGUUGGAGUCUCAGGAUUUCAACCUCGAGGCGACGAGCGACGAUGACACACUCGCCCCCGACUCACCUCUAUCUCGCUGGGUAGACGACAUGAACCUCGCCAGUGAAAUGAUUGCGCGCCCCUUGUCUAGAGCACACAUGCUACGAGAGUGGUAUGAGGAGGUGGGCUUUGUGGACGUCCACCAGCGCGUUUUCAAGAUCCCGAUCAACGGCUGGGCCAAGCAUCCCAGGCACAAGCAUGUCGGGAGGCUGUGGGAGCAGAAUUUCUUGGACGGCCUCAGCGGAUUCAGCAUGGCACUCUUUACGCAGGUGUUGGAAAGACAGCAGGAAGAGGUGCAGGUUUCUCUGGUCGAUGUCCGCAGAGACAUUUCCAACAUGCAAAUACAUGCUUAUCAGCAUGUCUGGGUUGUAUGGGGCCGCAAACCAUACCCGGAUGAAGCCAUUGCUGCGCAAAGUUCGCCGGAGAACAAGGAAAUGACCGACUGAAACGAGUUACAUGAUCUAACGAACUUUCCAAUAGACGGGGCGCUCUUCACGUAUGGCGAAGCCGGAGUCUUAUCCUGUCUUCCUGUUUUCCCCCUUCUGAUUUCCGCGACAAAUUUGUCGGACGACAAUUUAGACUAGGCCGUGCUUCAAACGAGAAACACCAGCACGUGUGCAAUAAGAGCUCAAGAUAGCUCGCUACGAUAUCUAUGUG